Molecule: messenger RNA, 900 nt
Organism: Limulus polyphemus (Atlantic horseshoe crab)
Lineage: Eukaryota; Metazoa; Arthropoda; Merostomata; Xiphosura; Limulidae
Product: alpha-tocopherol transfer protein-like
Exons: 7
Coding region: 1-900 (299 amino acids)
Cellular component (GO): membrane
Molecular function (GO): phosphatidylinositol bisphosphate binding
Source: RefSeq, a predicted model, not a curated record
AUGGACGAUGCUGAACACGAUCUUUUGGAGAGAAAAGAUGAAGAAAUUUUAGAGUCCUUACAAGCGGAAUUGCGAGAAUGGACAGUCAGUCAACCCUAUUUCGUUAAUCCUAGAAUUGAUCAGGCGUUCCUGCGACGCUUUCUGCAUCACCGAAACUACUCUAUUCAUCAAGCUAAGGAAGUACUAGAGCGGUACCUCAAGGUUCGGACAAAUUUUCCUCAUUGUUACCAAGGGCUAGACAUUGAAGAUCCAAGCCUAUUUGACCUCGUGUCUAAUGGUUUCGUAUUUCCACUUCCGGAAAAAGACAAAGAUGGCCGCACUAUAAUCUUCAGUAUUGCAGGAAAGCUUGAUCCAAAACGUCAUUCUCCAAGAGACCUCUUCAGAGCAUUUACGAUAACAUUUGAAACGCUUCUAGAAGAUGAGGAGAAUCAAAGAAAAGGGUUUACUUACAUAUUUGACCAGACUGACUUCUCCUUAGGCCACUUUACAUUUGUUGGCUUAAAGGAAACCCAACGACUUUUAUCAGCAGGAGAAAAAGCAAUGCCGAUGCAUCAUAAAAAGAUCCACUGGUUUAACAUGCCAACAUACCUUCUUUUUAUCUACGAACUCUUCAAGAGCCUACUCAGUAAAAAAAUUCAGAAAAGGAUGGUUGUCCACUGGAACGUAGAAUCUCUUCAAAUGCACUUUCCUGCAACAAUACUUCCAAAGGAAUAUGGCGGCCAGAUCACUGUCCAGGAACUUGCUGGCUGUUGGGUUGAAAAGCUGCGUGAAAGAAGGGAACAUCUACUUCUGCUUGAUCAAAUGAGUUAUGACGAAUCCAAGAAAUCGAAAAAUAAAAGAGAGUCCUCUUAUCCAAUUGUAAACUUCCUAGGAAGACUUACUUGGGCAAACAUUUACUGA